Canis lupus familiaris (dog) is the source of this 1812-nucleotide messenger RNA. RefSeq names its product zinc finger protein 488 (gene ZNF488). Gene Ontology annotation, biological process: regulation of DNA-templated transcription. The record is from RefSeq and is a predicted model, not a curated record. Gene Ontology annotation, cellular component: nucleus. The transcript has 4 exons. Bases 663 to 1631 code for a protein of 322 amino acids. Lineage: Eukaryota; Metazoa; Chordata; Mammalia; Carnivora; Canidae.
ACCUGCAGCUCUGCUCAGUGUCCUGCCUGCCAACAGCCUCAGGCGGGAGUCCUGGCAUCUCUGGACAGGCGGCAAGACGAGGCCGCCUUUUGUCCCUCAUCCCAACCCCCCAGGUGGCCAUUAAUCCUCGAGACCCCUCCUGUUUAUAACUCGAAGCAGGCCGCUGAGGUGGCUUAGAUGAGGACGUCUCUGUGGAUGAGGAGGUCAAGAACUAUGUAGCUCCAGAAUGGUAAUGGUCAUCUGUGGGAACACUGAAGUCAUUCAUGGGCAUGGAAGGAUCUAGAAGGUCUAGAAGGUUCAUGUUCUGUGGAUCAGACUCGCGGAGAGAGCCGAGUGGGGAGGGCUUGUCCCUGCUUCGCGGAAAAAACACAGGCAUAGACAAUUCUGAGUCAAAAGUGAUUGCAAAAAGGAAGGACUGUGCUUCCCUGUCACAUUCACGGAGGGCUUGGACUUGCGUUCAUCGGAUGCUAACUACAUGUGCUACCUCUGGAUGGAAACUUUAAGAAUCCAGAGUCCUGCGGCCCAGGUGGGGCUGGCCCAGCCUACAGGGGACCCAACCUCCGGCUCCUGCCCGGGGCGGGCGCCCCACAACCCCGAGCCCUGAAGCCCGACGGUCGUCGGAGCACCCUCCUCGUCAGCUGGCGCCCACCCUGCCCGUCGGCAUGGCUGCUGGGAAGGGCACCCCACGGAGCGCUUCGGCUGACGACAGGUGGCAGCUGAGUGAAGCUGAGCCGGGCAGGGGCGGCAAGCCAGUGUUGCUGGAGAAAACCAACCACCUGCACCCUGAGGCCGCCGCGGGCAAUGGGGGGCAGGACGAGGCCCAUGCUGACCUGCUGCUGCCAGCAACCCCGGGCAAACUCGGACUGGGGGGUCCCAUGGCCUGGGCGUGCUGCGAACAGGGGCCGAGCGCCUUCACGGAGGUGCCUCGGCUCAAGAAGAGGCCGGAGGGUGUGCAGGCCCAGGAAAGGGGGCAUGCGAACCCCAAAGGCCAUCCUGGUCCCCGGCAGCUGCCCCGGGACCUCCCCAGGAGUCCAGCUGGCAGCAAGGGCUCCGUGUGGCCUCGCGGAGCCCCAGGGGAGCAGAGGAGCGCCUUCCGCACCCCAGCCAGGUGUCCGGCAGGGGGCCCUUCGCCAGCCUCUGUCUUCCAGGCAGGCGGGCCCACGGGUGCCCUCGGAGAGCUGCUGGGACUCAUCAACACGGUGGACGUCCCCGGUUGGGGUCAACUUUCAAAUCCUAAGCUUCUGGUGGGUGAUUUCUGGGGCCUGCAAACGUUGCCACAGAAUGCUCUGGUGUGCAGUGCUUUCCUGGGCGCCCCCACGCUGUGGCUGAAGCGAGCCCCGGCCCGGACACCCGCGGCCUCCUCGUCCUCUUCUGCGGCCUCCCGGGCCCUGCUGCCGCCCACGUUCGCCUCCCUGGGCCUGUCCACCCAGAACUGGUGUGCAAAGUGCAACCUGUCCUUUCGUCUGACCUCCGACCUGGUCUUCCACAUGCGGUCCCACCACAAAAAGGAGCGUGCAAGCCCCGACCCCAGUUCUAAGAAGUUGAGAGAAGAGGCCUUCAUGUGUCCCAUUUGCCAUGAAUACUUCCAGGAGCGCCACCAUCUCUCUCGGCACAUGACCUCUCACAGUUAGCCGUUGGCCGAGGAGCAAAGCCACGGGCGCAGUGACGCAGAGCUGGCUCGCCGGUGCUGCCUCUGAGGGGGUGGCCAGAGUGGUCACCCCUGGGGGUCAAGGAUGGGCACCUUGGCCAUCGUUUGAGGAAGCCCUUGGCGAGUGUGUGUUUAGACGGGAAUAAAGUCAUGAAAUAAAGUGA